AUGGGUGCGAUCCUGUCACUGCCGCUACUAGCGGUUCCAAGCAUGACUACCGUGUUAUCUUUUGCAGCCAGCUGCUGUGGCGCUGCGACUUGUUCUAUGGUUUGCAGCGCCUGCGGCAAGUGUGGGAACAGUGUUGCCACUCGCAUCGCAUAUGCUCUUAUGCUUCUUGUCAACUCUAUUAUAGCGUGGAUCAUGCUGACUCCUUGGGCGAUCGAGAAAUUACAACACCUUGCCUUCGACUAUAUCAAGAUUAACUGUCCUAAUGGUGAAUGCUAUGGUUGGCUUGCCGUUCAUCGAAUUAAUUUUUCUCUUGGUAUUUUCCAUAUCGUACUCGCUGCACUACUCUUUGGUGUUACAUCAUCAAAACAUCCUCGCGCUGCCAUUCAGAACGGCUACUGGGGCCCGAAGAUCAUUGUUUGGGCGACCUUGAUAAUAGUCGCCUUUCUCAUGCCAAAUGAGUUUUUCAUUUUCUGGGGAAACUAUGUCUCUCUGGUCUGCGCCAUGUUAUUCCUCAUUCUGGGGCUAGUACUCCUCGUGGAUCUUGCUCACACCUGGGCCGAGUACUGUCUGAAACAGAUCGAAGAUACAGAUUCGAGAUUAUGGCGAUUUGUUCUUAUUGGGAGUACGCUUGCUAUGUACCUUGGAUCUGUUGCUAUGACCGUGGUCCAAUAUAUCUUUUUCGCAAAGGGAGAAUGUCAUAUGAAUCAGGCCGUCAUCACGGUAAACCUUCUCUUUUGGCUUGCUAUCUCUUUGAUAUCCAUCAACCCAACAGUUCAGGAGCAUAACUCAAAGGCUGGUAUCGCGCAAUCUGCCAUCGUUUCAAUCUACUGCACUUAUCUUACCAUGUCUGCAGUCUCUAUGGAGCCAGAUGACAAACAUUGCAAUCCACUCAUUCGAGCUCAAGGUACCAGAACAACAUCCGUGGUCAUCGGAGCAAUUGUUACAAUGCUUACGGUUGCCUACACGACAACACGAGCUGCCACUCAAAGCCUUGGCCUUGGAAAUACUGUUGGGAGCAUCCAUCUGUCUGAGGACGACGUGCAUGACCUGGUUACGCAACAACCAAGCCCUCGCCGCGAAAUGAGAGCAGAAGCUUUACGGCGAGCCGUUGAAGAGGGGAGCUUGCCAGCAGAUGCUCUGUUAUCAGAUGAGGAGAGCGAUGCUGAUGAAGAAACACCACAAGAUGAUGAGCGCUUCCGGACCCAAUAUAGCUACACCGUAUUUCAUGUUAUUUUCUUUCUCGCUACCGCUUGGGUGUCAACAUUGUUGACAAUGCAAUACGAGGAAAGCACCAAGAAUGGUGAUUUUGCCACGGUCGGUCGUACAUACGCAGCGAGUUGGGUCAAGAUUGUUAGUGCCUGGGUGUGUUAUGGACUCUAUAUAUGGAGUCUGGUUGCGCCAAUCGCUCUCCCUGACCGCUUCGAAUUUUCGUAA
Molecule: messenger RNA, 1434 nt
Organism: Ustilaginoidea virens
Lineage: Eukaryota; Fungi; Ascomycota; Sordariomycetes; Hypocreales; Clavicipitaceae
Exons: 3
Coding region: 1-1434 (477 amino acids)
Cellular component (GO): membrane
Source: RefSeq, a predicted model, not a curated record